Messenger RNA from Opisthocomus hoazin, 1110 nucleotides. Lineage: Eukaryota; Metazoa; Chordata; Aves; Opisthocomiformes; Opisthocomidae. The record is from RefSeq and is a predicted model, not a curated record.
AUGGCAUUUGCACCUCCUAGAAGCGUUGAUGGCCCCAAGCUGCAGACCAAGAUGAGCACGUGGACGCCACUGAACCAUCAACUCAUGAAUGACAAGGUAUUCGAAGAAAGAAGAGUUCUGCUUGGAAAAUGGUUUGACAAGUGGACGGAUGGUCAGAGGCGGAGGAUCCUGGUGGACCUGUUGGAACGCUGCUCCCCAUCACAGCAGAAAUUCUGUGCCAAGCAGCUACAGGAUCGAGUCCCCACCGAGGCUGUAGAUUUUACCACGAGGCUUCCUAGAGUCCUGUCUUUAUACAUCUUUUCCUUCCUGGACCCGCGGAGCCUCUGUCGAUGUGCACAGGUGAGCUGGUACUGGAAGUACCUGUCUGAACUGGAUCAGCUCUGGAUGCUGAAAUGCCUACGUUUUGGCUGGUACAUCAACUUCUCUCCAACCCCCUUCGAGCAAGGAAUCUGGAAGAAACACUACAUUGAGAUGGUGAAAGAGCUGCAUGUCACGAGACCAAAGACUCCUUCAAAGGUUGAGUUUGUAGUUAUUGAUGUGCAACCAGUAAGAAGCAAUGUCCCAGAAGCAAAACUUUCUGUGCCAGGAAGGAGGACGAAUAAGGAGAAAAAAGAGCUCCCACCGUGGCGUUCAUCAGACCGGCAUCCUACGGACACCAUCCGAUUCAACUACCUCGACAACUACGAUCCCAUUGAGCAGGCUCGGCAGGCGAGAAAGAAAGGAGGCGGGGAGACCCCAGACCUUAGCCGGCAGGCAGCGGAGAAAAAAAAGAGCAUGGGUUGUGGAUCUAAUAAGUUCCAGAAGGCAAGAUCACUGCUAUCACUUCCUGGAGAUGUUGAGUCUGUUCCAAAACCACCAGUUCGUCCCAGCUGGGCCACUCACCAGUCAACUGGGAACCUGCCCUCCAAAGCAGCAGCAAAGACCCUAGCCCAGAGCUCUCAGUGGAAUGCUGGGAUACGACCAGCACCCGUUCGAGCUCCAGUGCCAAAGCCACGUGGAAGAGGGAAGAACGACUUCACAAGGACGUACAGCUGGUCUCCAUCAUCUCCACUGUUUGAGGCUCAGCCCUGGCACAUUCCUUCAUCUAACCAAGGAUCUGACACAGAGUAA